Messenger RNA from Eimeria necatrix, 1518 nucleotides. RefSeq lists its product as hypothetical. The record is from RefSeq and is a predicted model, not a curated record. The transcript is spliced from 2 exons. The coding region runs from base 1 to 1518 and encodes 505 amino acids. Lineage: Eukaryota; Apicomplexa; Conoidasida; Eucoccidiorida; Eimeriidae.
AUGGCGCAAGAAGGCGAAGUGGGGCAGCUGGGCGCUGCUGCUGCUGCUGUUGCUGCUGCUGCUGCUGAGCCGCAGCAGCCCGCGUCGCAAGCGCCGCUGCUCGCGGAAAAAGCAGCACCGCCGCAGCAGCAGCAGCAGCAGCAGCAGCAGCAGCAGCAGCAGCAGUUUGGGGGGGCCGAGCUGGAAGUGCCCCGCGGGGACUUCAAGCGGGAGGGCCUGGGGGGCGGGUUCAGCGUGGGAUCGGCGCUGCUGGGGAGUCUGGGGCUGCUGCUGCUGCUGCUGCUGCUGGACGCGUUUGUGCUGCCGCUGCAGCGGCCGCUGGCCGUGGCCAAGAAGCCCUCGCUGGGCAUUUUGCUGCCGCUGCCGCCGCCCACGGGGCCCCCCAGCGCCUUCGAGGGGGCCCUUGCUGCUGCAGCGCAGCAGCUGGAGGAGGCCUGGGGGGGGGCCUCUGCUGCAGUGCGGGAGGCCUUCCAGCAGCACUUCAUGCCGCCGGGGGGGCCCCCCGAGGGCAUAGAGGUCUACAGGAAGCUGGUGCGGGCCAUGCAGCAGGUGGGGGCCCCCGGGGGGCCCCCCGCGCAGCAGCGGACUUACAAGUUGAACUUGCUGCUGCUGCAGGGGGUCUGCGGCGCUGCAGCACAGCUGCUGCAGGGGCUGCGGCGGAUGGAGCUGCUGCACGAGGAGACUGGGGUGCCUGUGCUGCUGCUGGGGAAGGCGGCGAGCCCGGAGUUUAGCCGGCGCGAAGAAGCAGCAGCAGCAGCAGCAGCAGCAGCAGCAGCAGCAGCAGCAGCAGGGGAGGGGGGGCCCCCGGGAGUGACCCUGCGGGAGUUUCUCGCGGGCUUCGGACUCGAGGAAGAACUGCCCUCCAGGGCCCGAGUUCCUGCUGCUGCUGCUGCUGUGCUGCAGGACCUGCUGAAGCUGCGGCUGCUGCAGGAGAGCAGCAGCAGCAAAGCCUUCCAGAGCUUCCGGCCGCUGCUGGCUGCGCUGGGGCUGGACUCCCCGCUGCUGUUCCCCGAGCCGCAGCAGCAGCAGCAGCAGCAGCUGCUGCUGCUCUUCGCCCAGGGCUGCUUCGACCUCGAGGCCUUCGUGCUGCACUGCCGCAAAGAGAACUUCUACAAAAGACCUUCCGAUCUUUUCUUCCAAGACCUUCUUUGGCGCCUCGCGGCCAAUUGGACUUCGCCAAAAAUCGCAGAAUUCACUGAAGAACAAAUCCCGGACUUGGAGUAUUUAAUUGAAAAAGAAAAAACUCAAAAACGCAUUUUUCUAGAAAUGGACAACCAGCAGCAGCAGCAGCAGCAGCAGCAGCAGCAGCAGCUGCAGCAGCAGCAGCAGCUGCAGCAGCAGCAGCAGCUGCUGCUGCUGCUGAAGUCUCUACAGCUGCAGCAGCAGCAGCAGCAGCAGCUGCUGCUGAAGUCUCUAAACUUCACUUUUCCUUCUCAGCCUUUUCGGCUGUGCCCUGCUGCUGCUGCUGCUGCUGCUGCUGCUGCUGCUGCCUCGCCUACAGCUUCCUGCAGCGCCUGA